GGCUUCCCGGGCCAGCGACUGUGCAGUGACCUCAGCCUUGCCCCAGACCGCCGAGCGGACCAGCGUCGGCUUGCCAGCGAAUUCACCGCCUUUCCGCACAACCCCCGCUUCCGGGACACCACCGACGACAACGGCACCAAAACAGCACCAUUUCACCCGCUUGAAUGCCGGUCACUCUUGGUUCAGAUUCUCCCGACACGCCCUGGACAAAAGCAUGGCGAGCAUCGAGCAAAUAUGUUCGCAAGGCGAACAAAGCAUUAUGCGCUCGCAUCGGGUUGUGAUACCUAGUGGUUCCUCGUCUUUACCGCGAUCAUAAUGCUCAUUCUCGCAUUUCUCGGCUUCACAAACGCCGCACAUGGACUGCCGAUCAACGACAAGCUUCUUCAUUUCUUCUGCCUGAGCUUGGCGACGGGUGUCUUCUACUUCAUCUUUGACGUCGAGGAAGACGCACGUCGUGUCUGGUUUUGGCGGAGUGCGCCGCUGAUAUUCACUGGAAUUACCUGUUUCUUCCUCGGUGGGAUCGUCAGUGAAUUUGUGCAGUCAUUACUCCCAGUACGUUACAAACAAUUCCAAAUUGGCGACGUUGCAGCAAACCUCCUUGGGUCCAGCCUUGGACUGUACAUCGCAUAUCACCUGGAGCGCUAUUACCGUAACAGACGCGAGAUAUCCCGCCUUUACCAACCCCUCCAAUUCGACGCGGAUGAGGAAGAAGACGACAUUGAAAUCGACGAACGCCCCUGCUCCCAGCCACUACGGCGGGCUCCUCACGCAACUCGGUCAAACCUGGCGGCACAGCCAAGGCUGACGUGGGUAAGGUCCGUCUGGACAACGUCUGGGACGAGGGCGAAGAACUCUUCAACCUCGGCGCGACGACACGGAUGACGAAGACCCACAAACCCCCAAGCCGUCUACUCCCGGUGCGGCGCCAAAAUCGUGUCACGGACUCGGAGCAUGAUCGAAGGCUGCCAGUGCGGACUUGGUGUACAUCCCUACGGAUAGACAUUCGUUGUACAAGACUGUUGUAGCUUAUCGUAACUUAAUGCAGUGC
Molecule: messenger RNA, 1048 nt
Organism: Fomitopsis serialis
Lineage: Eukaryota; Fungi; Basidiomycota; Agaricomycetes; Polyporales; Fomitopsidaceae
Exons: 6
Coding region: 316-882 (188 amino acids)
Source: RefSeq, a predicted model, not a curated record